Messenger RNA from Microtus ochrogaster (prairie vole), 1053 nucleotides. RefSeq names its product translation initiation factor IF-2-like. NCBI's taxonomy places the organism in Eukaryota, Metazoa, Chordata, Mammalia, Rodentia, Cricetidae. The transcript has a single exon. The record is from RefSeq and is a predicted model, not a curated record. The coding region runs from base 1 to 1053 and encodes 350 amino acids.
AUGUCCGGCUGGGAGAUGGCCCGAGCCCCGAGAGCUUUCACACAUUCAGCUCUUGGCGAGCUAGGGGUUGCGCUGGUGCUUUGCAACCGAAGGUCUCCCCGCGUUCCACCCCUCCAGACUCGCAGCAGAUGCCCGGCCCCAAUGACGUCACGUGGCCGCCAGGUGAUCCUCGGCCUUUGGCGUCAAGCGCCGAUGACGUCACCCAGGCGCGGGGCCUUCCCCCUCCCCCCUCCCCCGGCGUGGUUGGUCCAGUUCACGUGGGUCGGACAGGCGCUCCCGCCCCCUCCCACCUGCGGGGGGCGGAGUCCGGCAGGAGGGGGCGUGACCUAUCUGAAGGGGGCGGGCCCGGGGCGGGGCUGCAGGGCGCGGCGGCGGCCAGCCGGGCUGCAUACAAUAGCCAGGCUGCGACGGGGGCCGAAGGUACGGCCGCGCGGUGGGCGCCCCGCACCGCUGCCCGACCCCAUCCCGCCCCGCUCCGCCCGUAGGCUGCACGGGGUCCCCUCCGCCAUCGCCGGCUCCCCGCAGUCGCCUCUCCCCGCUCAGAGCCCGCGCUCUCCCCAGUCUCCCCCUCAGCGAACGCACCCCGCCCCCUCGCUAUCCCGGCGCGCCCCCCGCUCCCCGCGGCCCGCAGCGGCCCGCCUUAGGACCCCGGGCGUGAGGUACCCGGAGAACGCGGGGCGGCCGCCCGCGCACCCCGCCGCGCUCUCCCCGGGCUCGGCGGCCGCCGCCAGGAGGAGGAGGAGGAGGAGCAGAGCGAGUGCAGAAGGUGAGAGACCCCCCCACUCCGCCCGGUGCUCCCUGCAUCGCGGCGUGCGGGCGCGGGUCGGGGAAGGCGCGGGGGCAGGGGCGUCAGGUGAGCAGAGGCGGGCGCCGCCCCGCGAGGCCGACCGACCGCUCCCCUUCGGGCCAACAAAGGCCCCCGGUGCCAGCUCAGAGGCGACCGCGGGUCCCCGCAGCCGGGACCCUGGGGGACCCCGAGGGUGUGCUCUGGCGGGGGAGGGACCGCAGGUCCCGGUCCCUUCGGGGUCCUGGGACGCUGGAACGGACCCGUGA